UGGGUCCUCAGGCAGCAUUCCGUGAAAGCGCCACUCCCAGUCCCUCCCGGCGGCGGCCGAGCUCGCGGCCGCCCGCCCGCAAAACCCUAGCCGCCGCCGGCGGAGCCCCCCGUUCAUGCCGGGCUGCCUCGCCGGCCUGGCCCCUCCGCCGCCCGCCGCGCUCCACCUCCUGCUCCGCGGCCGCAGCCGCCGCAUGGCCUUCUCCGCGGCCGCGCCGUCCCGCGCCUUCCAGCUCCGCCUCAACCCGCUCACCGGCGACUCCGAGUGGCUCGUCGUCGACGAGGCGGAGGGGGAGGAUGUGGGGGCGGCGCCUCCCCAGACGCAGAGGCAGCUCCUCGCCGCCACCUCCUACCUCGACAUGCUCAACGACGCCGCCCGCAACCGCGCCUACCGCCGCGCCAUCGACGCCGCCGUCUCCGACCCCUCCGCCCGCGUCCUCGACAUCGGGGUGAGUGAAAUUCUUGACUCUGAGCUGUUGGGUGAGGGUCUGAUACCUACUCUACAGCAAGCUCAUGAUUCGUUAUUGGUGAAAAAUCCAAAGACAGUCCCAUAUCGAGCAACUACAUACGGGCAGUUAGUCGAAAGUCCGUUCUUGUGGAAGAUGCAUGAUUUGCACAGCAAUGAAGCAAAUGCUGCAGAUGGUGUCUGGCUUACUCCUGAUGGGAUGGAAAAUAUUGUUUCUGUGAAGCUGCAGCAACAUGCAAUGCAAUGUGACCCGUUAGAAGAUGAGAUACGAUUGCUGUCAGAACCCUUCAAAGUUUUUGAAUUUGACUUUUCGGAACGACCAGAGAGCCAGCGUGAAAAUAAGAUCACGAUUAAAACAACUGGUGAUGGCUGUGUUCAUGCUAUUAUUUCAUGGUGGGUGCUUCAGUUAGAUUCUGCUGGGUCAAUCUUCUACUCCACAGCUCCCAAAUGGGUGAGGCAAUCAAGUAUCAAGGAUCUACCACAAUGCGCCGAUGACACGAAGGAUUGGUGUGAUCACUGGAAGCACUGUGUUUGGUUUACACAAGGAAGGGGUGCUCCUGUUAUGAAAGAUCAAACUCUUUCUCUAAGGGCUAGUCAUAACCUAACUAGCAUCUCUUAUCAGCUGCUAAACCCCAAUGAUGAAGCAUGCAAUGGAAACUUGAAAGCUGACCAUCUAACAUUGUUGCCAGAAAGGAUAGCACUUUAUGGUGAUAUAUAUUGGAGAUCAGCUUUGAUAACAGCAAUUAAAAAUGCUCUGAGUGACAGAUCUCCGCAAACCUGUAUCGUGGCUGAUGACAGUAUAUUCUUAGCUCUCUUAGUUUCUUCUCUCUCACCAUCUUCAAAAGUCAUUGCCAUGUUUCCUGGUCUACGGGACAAGGGUGCGACAUAUCUCCAAGCUGUUGCAAAGGCAAACAAUUUCUCCAUGGAUCAAAUUCAAGUGAUUGGUAAAAGAGCGGCAUCUCUUUCAACGGAUGAUUUGGAGCAUAAAAAGAUUAACUUAUUAGUGGGCGAACCAUUUUAUUGUGGCAGUGAAGGGAUGCUUCCAUGGCAAAACCUGCGUUUCUGGAAUGCAAGAACUCUGUUUGAUUCAAUGUUAUCUGCGGAUGCACUCAUAAUGCCUUGCAAAGGAGUAUUAAAAUUAUGCGCCAUGUCUCUUCCGGACUUGUGGAAGAGCCGUCGCAGCCUUAAAGAUGUCGAGGGGUUUGACCACUUGGUUGUUAACGAGACUCUAGGAGCCUGCGGUGAUCUUCCUGGAGAGCAGCAAGGUCCUUGUCUUCCAUAUUAUGUAUGGCAAUGUGGUUAUACGAAGAAAUUAAGCAAAGUGUACUCCCUCAUGGACUUCAACUUUUCUGAGCCUAUUCACUCCUGCUUCGGGAAAACAAAGAUCGAGUUUGCCGAUGCUGGCACUUGCCACGGCUUCGCGGUUUGGAUCGACUGGGUGCUCGACGAGAAGAACUCCAUCGUGAUAAGCACGGGACCAGAUAGCAGAUACUGGAAGCAAGGUGUGCAGUUGCUGAGCAAGCCUGUGGAAGUGAGCCCAGCCGAUGACUCGGCCGCGCUCGUGGAGGCGUCCUUCGAUCCUGCCUCUGGCGACAUCGUGUUUACUUCCUCCUUCUCUUGAUGUAAGCUGUAACGUUGGACCUAUUGCGCGCGUCGACGACAAGAUAUUGCCGCUCGCGACACCCUUUGUCGAUAGUUCUUCCUAUUUAUCUUGCAGGGAGGCUCUGCCAGUAGUUUAGGGUCUGACUGUGUUACAAACAGUGCUGAGGCCCAUUUAUUUGUGCGCAUGAUCGAAUAUUUGCUCAA
Molecule: messenger RNA, 2271 nt
Organism: Triticum aestivum (bread wheat)
Lineage: Eukaryota; Viridiplantae; Streptophyta; Magnoliopsida; Poales; Poaceae
Product: protein arginine N-methyltransferase 7
Exons: 13
Coding region: 116-2086 (656 amino acids)
Biological process (GO): peptidyl-arginine methylation, to asymmetrical-dimethyl arginine; chromatin remodeling
Molecular function (GO): protein-arginine N-methyltransferase activity; histone methyltransferase activity
Source: RefSeq, a predicted model, not a curated record